CCUAAACCGGUUGGCUCUAGGGCCCUCCUUCCUGAGCAAAGACAAAAAUGGCAUUGGUUUCUGUCAUCGAUCCAGCUCAAGGGCCUGAGGAAACUGAGGGGGCAGAUUAAGCCCUUUCCUGUUUAGGCACCAUGUCCACCUUCCGCCAGGAAAAUGUGGAAGACCAUUACGAGAUGGAGGAAGAGCUGGGAAGCGGCCAGUUUGCGAUUGUGCGGAAGUGCCGGGAGAAGAAGAGCGGGCUGGAAUACGCUGCCAAGUUCAUUAAGAAGCGCCGCCUGUCCUCCAGCCGCCGCGGGGUGAGCCGGGAAGAGAUCGAGCGAGAGGUGAACAUCCUGCGGGAGAUCCAGCACACCAAUAUCAUCACCCUCCACGACAUCUUUGAGAACAAGACCGACGUGGUGCUGAUCCUGGAGCUGGUCUCGGGAGGGGAGCUCUUCGACUUCCUGGCCGAGAAAGAGUCGCUGACGGAGGAAGAAGCCACGCAGUUCCUCAAGCAGAUCUUGGACGGGGUUUAUUACCUGCAUUCCAAACGCAUCGCCCACUUUGACCUCAAGCCUGAAAACAUCAUGCUGCUGGACAAAAAUGUCCCCAACCCUCGGAUCAAGCUGAUUGACUUUGGGAUUGCUCACAAGAUUGAAGCAGGGAACGAGUUCAAAAACAUUUUCGGCACCCCAGAAUUUGUGGCUCCAGAAAUUGUGAACUACGAACCGCUGGGUUUGGAGGCUGACAUGUGGAGCAUCGGGGUCAUCACGUACAUCCUUUUGAGUGGGGCCUCCCCCUUCCUGGGCGAAACGAAGCAGGAGACUUUGACCAACAUCUCUGCUGUCAACUACGACUUCGACGAAGAGUACUUCAGCAACACCAGCGAGCUCGCCAAGGACUUCAUUCGGCGCCUGCUGGUCAAAGAUCCCAAGAAACGAAUGACGAUUGAGCAAAGUCUGGAGCACCCGUGGAUUAAGGUGAUCAAGAGGCGGAACGUCCGCAACGAAGAAAACAGCAAGAAGCCGGAGCGGCGGCGCCUCAAGACUACGCGGCUCAAGGAGUACACCAUCAAGUCCCACUCGAGCAUGCCGCCCAACAACACCUACGUCAACUUCGAGCGCUUCUCCAAGGUCAUGGAGGAGGUGGCGGCCGCCGAGGAGAGCCUGCGUGAGCUGCAGCGGAGCAAGAAGUCCUUCCGGGAGGACAUCGAGGCCCUGCGCUCCAUCUACGAGGAGAAGGAGUUGUGGUAUAAAGAGGAGAACGAGGCCAUCGGGCAGGACCUUCGGCAGAUCCGGCAGGACAUGCAGAAGACGGAGGCCCUCAAGCGGCAAGCCCAGGAGGAGGCCAAGAGCGCCUCCUUGGCAGCCAAUGGCUUGAAGAGGCGUUACCGGAAGCUCGAGAAUCGCUACGAGGCCUUGGCCAAGCAAGUGGCUUCGGAGAUGAAAUUCGUGCAAGAUCUGGUGCGUGCUGUCGAGCUGGAGAAGCUGCAGGGUGGAGAAGACGACUGCGGGAUCCGCUAACGCAGUUCCUGGCACAGGGUUGGCGCUGCGCGGAUGUGUGGAUCUUGCCCAGCUUUGUUCUUUGGGGUCGUGCUCCCCCUUCCCCGGUUGAGUUUACCGACCCCAGGGCUGCGAAGGGCAGCUAACCCAAUCCUCUUUAUUUAAUCACCAGUGUGGCUGCUUCCAAGACUACACAGCCCAUCACGCAGUGCUCCCGUCGGGGUACAGUGCAGCUUGGGACUUGUAGUCUUUGGCAAACUGUGCGCUUAUUAUUAUUAUUAUUAUUUUUUAAGUAUCUCCUGCAGAUUUCCACCUGGUUUCAGCUUGGGAAGGGCACCUUUUUUUCUUUUCCUGGCUGAUGCAGCCCCCUUCUGAGUCCUUUCUUGCCGAAGCAAUCCCGAAUGCCGGUUGCAACUCUGAAGUUCUUUUGCCAGCUUUGCUUGUGGAUCUUCAAAGAAGCGACCAUGUCGGAAAUGACUGAGAACAUGAGAUCUGUUUGGCGGCUGAGGAUCCAAGGGGUGUGUGUCUGGAGGCAUCUUCCUGGCAUAGCCUUUCUCCUCACCUUUGAGCUGCUGCCCAUGUUGGCCUACCCAUGUCCUCAUGCAGAGAAUGUGCCACGGAGGGCUGGCCUCACUUGUCGGAGACCCCGAGACCUUCGGCGCAGCAUGCCUCAUGCUGUUGUCUGGGUUCCAGAGGUUCAUUCCACAUUCCUAAGGGUCUGCCUAGGACUGUGGGCUGUAUCAAGUAAGCCCUGGGGUGAUAACAGGAGACGUGGCCCAGCCUAGCUAAGGAUACCCCCCCCUAUUUUUCUCUUAAUGUCAACCACGUUUUAUCGUUCAGUUGAAAAAGUCCCACGUAGAAUUAUUUUGGAUCAUGCCCUCGUGGUACAGUUCCUUUCUUAAGUGCCAUGGGUGAGCGCUCCCACAAUCCCUGGUUGGGGGAAUCCAGCAAGUGCAUACCACUGCAGAGGUAGUAGAGUGAAAUCAGCCCCUUUGUGUGUCAGUUGUUUUAUUUUAGCUUUAGGGCUAGAUCGAAGGGGCUUGGGGAGUGGGUUUGGCUUGUUCUUGCCUUGUAACGCCUGGGUUUGUGCUUUCCCCAGAACUUGUGGGGUAGCGCAGGUAUGCAUUCAGGUGGGUGGGUAGGUGAGGGAACUCCACUGGGCUCUGGUCUGAAAUCCUUCGUGACUUGACAGGUGAACCCCCAGGAUGAAAGAGGGAAUGAAUCCCAGGUGGGACGAGGCCUGCAGGGUCCCACCUCCCUCUGCUGACAGCUUUAGGGUUUCCGAUGUGCCGUCUGGAGGGUGUUUUCACGUUCCUCCUGUUUCUGCUUCAGGGUGAAAAGAGAGGCUCUGAAUCCAGAAGGAGGGGGUGGAAAGCAGGGAUGGAUGUGGUCUAAACUGGUGUUACUGGUGGGGGAAACUAGCUCCAGUGGUGGCUGCGUUUUUGCAGGGUCCUUUUUGAGACCCCUGUGUCGACGGGAUUGUCCUACAAUCCAAGGUUGUGUGUGUGUGCACUCUCUCUCUUUCCGUCUCUGUCUGUCUCUCUCUCUGUGCAACGGGACGCCCUGUUCUGAAUCACUCUGCCAUGCAGCUUUGAGAAACCAUCUCUUUUCCCCCCGGUCAUGCAGGACUUUGGCUGGUCCUAGCAGCCUGCAGCCCCACAUCCUAACCCGAGAGACGUCUGCCCCUGGCAUUUUAGAGUUCCUCAAGUGCCAUAAGGCCCCAGUUGUGUUUGCAGUGACAGAGUCAAGCCCCCCCCCCC
Molecule: messenger RNA, 3241 nt
Organism: Gekko japonicus
Lineage: Eukaryota; Metazoa; Chordata; Lepidosauria; Squamata; Gekkonidae
Gene: DAPK3
Product: death-associated protein kinase 3
Exons: 9
Coding region: 132-1502 (456 amino acids)
Biological process (GO): positive regulation of apoptotic process; intracellular signal transduction; protein phosphorylation
Cellular component (GO): cytoplasm; nucleus
Molecular function (GO): ATP binding; protein serine/threonine kinase activity
Source: RefSeq, a predicted model, not a curated record